CGGAUCUUGGUCACGGAGGAUUGGUGCCCACCAAUCCUGGGAUGGACCCGCAUGACUUGAUGUUCUCAUUGAUGCAAGAACCAAAAUCUGAUGUCGACACUUCUCCGGAGUUGACGCCCAGCGAGGGCUCACAGAGCAGUCGUGGAAGCGAUGUAUCGCAAAGCGACAAUAUGAAAAUCAAGAUCAUGAUAGAGAACGAAGCCGCCGAUAUUUGGGGCACUGGUGAAGCUGGCGUUGUUGCUCAGAGCAUGAUUCCCAUGUACGACCGCAUCGUUAACAUGAUGAAUGAUGGAGAAGACCUGACUAUGGGUGGCGUCGAGGGCGGCGGUAAAGCAGGUGGAAGUCCAAAGAAGAGGAAGGCAGAUGAAGUGUGGGACUUGCCUCUCGCGGAUUUCAUGGAUGAUUUCUGGAACGGCGGAAUGCAGACUUGAUGAAAGCAUAGCUGGAUUUACGAUGAGAUUGGUGGCAUUCUGGAGUUGGCGAUACUCUUAUAAAAGACUACGACGCUUGAAAGGCGAUCUGAGGAGCGUCGCUUGCAUUUUUGGGCACAUAUAGCGAAGGCGUCAUGGUGUCGAAUUUGGUGGAAUUGCAGAAGCAUAUGGCCUAUCAAACGAGGAACACGAGUGGAAGGACCAGAUUUUGGGGCUUAGCGAGGUGUUGCUGGCGUUCAUUGACGUUAUUCUCAUGACUGUCUGCAACAUAUACCCAUCGCUUGGCACUUAUAUAGUGGAGUGGCGAACAUUCUUUCUGUUCUAUGAGG
Pseudocercospora fijiensis CIRAD86 is the source of this 760-nucleotide messenger RNA. RefSeq lists its product as uncharacterized. The transcript has a single exon. The record is from RefSeq and is a predicted model, not a curated record. Lineage: Eukaryota; Fungi; Ascomycota; Dothideomycetes; Mycosphaerellales; Mycosphaerellaceae. The coding region runs from base 42 to 431 and encodes 129 amino acids.